AUAGCUCCAAGAGAUGCCACAUCAACGCGCAAACGGAUUUAAAAAACGAAUACGUACAGGCUGUCGAUACAUUGGUCUCGAUCUCCCAAAGAAGAUUCCUAAACGUCUGGAUGUAUUUCGAUCCGAUCUUCAAAUUAACGAGAUGGGGCAAAAAUCACGAGCGCGCAUUGCGCGUCGUUCACGGCUUCGUCGACAAAAUCAUCGCGGGGAGGAAGGGCCAGUGGCAAGCGAAGGAGAAGAGAAACGCGGAGGAACGGGUUACCAAGUACCAGACUUUGCUGGACUUGCUGUUAGACAUGUCGCAGAACGGCGACGCCCUCACCGACGAGGACAUUCGGAACGAGGUGAACACGUUCAUACUCGCCGGUCACGAUACCACGGCCACCAGCGUGUCCUGGAUCCUUUAUGCGUUAGGCCGCUAUUCGGAGUAUCAGGCGAGUGUACUGGCAACGCUCGUCGCGCCAGCGAAUUCAACCCUUCUGGUAUCGACCAUGAAAAUCGUGUGCACGCGAGCGAAAAAUUAUCGAGCACGUUCGAGACCCAGUUCGGGCAAAGACUGGACGAGUAAAAUCGUAUAAACUUUACAAACCUUUUUGUAAACGAGUGGAACAACAU
Molecule: messenger RNA, 615 nt
Organism: Megalopta genalis
Lineage: Eukaryota; Metazoa; Arthropoda; Insecta; Hymenoptera; Halictidae
Source: RefSeq, a predicted model, not a curated record